This is a messenger RNA of Brettanomyces bruxellensis, 3054 nucleotides long. RefSeq lists its product as uncharacterized. Gene Ontology annotation, cellular component: proteasome regulatory particle, base subcomplex; nucleus; proteasome complex. The record is from RefSeq and is a predicted model, not a curated record. Gene Ontology annotation, molecular function: enzyme regulator activity. Gene Ontology annotation, biological process: regulation of protein catabolic process; proteasome-mediated ubiquitin-dependent protein catabolic process. NCBI's taxonomy places the organism in Eukaryota, Fungi, Ascomycota, Pichiomycetes, Pichiales, Pichiaceae. The coding region runs from base 1 to 3054 and encodes 1017 amino acids. The transcript has a single exon.
AUGACGAACGAAAAGGAUAAGAGUGCAGCUAAGCACGAUGUUGCUGCUUCACUUACCGAAAGCAAGAAACAGAAGGGCAAAAAGGCGUUGCAAAAAGAGGAAGAAGAACUUAGCGAGGAAGAUCUACAAUUGAAGUCCGAUUUGGAUAUGCUUGUUGAGCGUUUGUUGGGUUCUCAAUUGGACCUAUAUUUACCAUCCUUAGAAAGCAUGAAAAAGUUUAUAAGGGAGUCUACAUCUUCAAUGACAGCUGUUCCAAAGCCAUUGAAAUUUUUAAGGCCACAUUAUCCAGCAUUGGUUUCUCUAACGGAUAAAUGGGAUAAUAAGGAGUAUAAGCAAAAGUUAAGCGAUAUUCUUUCUAUUAUUGGUAUGACUUAUUCAGACACUGAUGGUCCUCAAUAUCACUUGGAUAGUUUAAGAUGGAGACUUCAAAGCAAUGUCGAUUCAGCCAUUGGAGAAUGGGGUCAUGAAUAUCUCCGUCAUUUGGCAUUGGAAAUUGGAGACGCUUACCAUGAAACAGUUGAUGAUGAAGAUUCGUCGAAGCCUGAAGUUGCAAGUCGGGAUGUCGAAGGCGAUCAAAGCAUCAAAAAGGAGAAGGAUACUGAUUCUUCUGAAGUUAGCAAGCAAUCUGAGCUAAAUGCAAAAAAUGUUCAUGUUACUUUCAAGGUCGAAGAACUUAUUCAGCUAUCCAUGAUUAUUGUUGAAUAUUUUCUAAAGCAUAAUGCUGAAACUGAGGCUGUCGACUUAUUGCUGGAAAUUGAACAGAUAGAAAGGUUGCCAAAGUAUGUUGACCAUGAAACUUAUAGCCGUGUUUGCAACUACAUAGAGGCAUGCGUUCCUUUGUUGGCACCACCUGAUGAUUUGGCCUUUUUACAUACAGCCUAUACAAUUUAUCUUAACAAUAAUCAGCUUCCACAAGCCCUUAGAUUGGCUAUGCAUUUGGACGAUGAUUCUCUAAUCAAGGCUGUUUUCGAUGCGACGAACGAUGAACUUGUCCAGAAGCAGCUGGGUUUAAUUUUAGCACAGCAAAAUUCAUCUUACACCGUUGAAAAUGAGGACGUGCAGGCUUGCAUUUCAAAUGUCAAACUCUCAGAAUAUUUCAAAUAUUUGGUUGGUGAAUUAAAUUUGUUAAAGCCAAAGGUUCCUGAGGAUGUUUAUAAAUCGCACUUGGAGACCAGCAUCUUUGCUUCCACGUCCAGACUGGAAAGUGCUAAGCAAAAUUUGGCUGCUGCAUUUGUGAGCUCUUUCCUUAAUGCUGGUUAUGGAACGGAGAAGCUAAUUGACGACGAAAAAUGGAUAUACAGGACUAAAGGGGAAGGUAUGUUAUCAACCACUGCUUCAUUAGGUCUUGUUAAUUUGUGGGAUAUCAAUGAAGGUCUACAAAAGCUAGAUAAAUUUCUCUAUUCCGAUCAACCGGACGUUAAAGCUGGUGCGUUAUUAGGAAUGGGCAUUGCAACUUCGAGCGUUCAUGACAGCGUUGAGCCUGCGCUUUUGAUAUUGCAGGAUUAUGUCUCUGCAGAUACUGAGCAGGAUGCUAAGUUAACUGCUGCUGCCAUAAAUGGAUUGGGAAUUGCAUUUGCAGGCAGUAAAAACGAGGAGGUCUUGAAUUUACUUUCCCCAUUGGUUUCAGAUCCUUCCGUUUCUUUAGAAAUUCAAGCUUUAGCCGCUUUAGCAUUAGGUCAUGUUUUCGUUGGUACAUGUAAUGGAGAUAUAACAUCUACAAUUUUGCAAGCUUUGCUAGAGGAAGAUCCUUUGGAGCUGACGUCAAAGUGGAUUAGAUUUAUGUCUCUAGGUUUGGGAUUGCUAUACAUGGGUAAAUAUGAUCAAAUUGACGAUGUUUUGGAAACCAUCGAUGCCAUUGAGCACCCUAUUGUUAAGACUCUUAAAGUCUUGGUCACGAUUUGCGCAUAUGCAGGUACGGGUAAUGUUCUUCAAAUUCAACAACUUCUGCAAAUGUGUACAGUCAAGGCUAGAAAUGACGACGAUGAUGAAGAUGAUGACGAUGAGGAUGAAGAUGAAGAUGAGGCUGAAGUUGAUCCAGCAGCAGAGGAAGAGGAAGAUGAGGAUGAUAAUGAGGCUGCGGGUGCGGAAACUAGUAAUGUUGAGUCUGAAAAUGCCACAUCUUCUGUUGUUAAGUCAAGCAAUGAUAAUGCUGAUAACGAUAAUGAGAAUGGUAACGACUCGCAAAUGGACACAGAUGAAUCCAGCACUAAGUCUGGUAAAGCAAGUGAACCUAGUCAGGAUAAUAGUGGAGAAGAUGAUACCUACCAGGGUUAUUGUGUUCUCGGCUUAGCCUUGAUAGCUAUGGGUGAGGAAAUUGGACAGGAAAUGUCACUGCGGCAUUUUGAUCAUCUUGUGCACUACGGUACGGCACUUAUCAGAAGAGCUGUUCCUUUGGCUAUGGGACUAGUGUCAGCAUCAAAUCCAGAGAUGAGCGUUUACGAUACAUUAUCUAGAUAUUCACAUGAUCAGGAUUUGGAUGUGGCAUACAAUGCCAUUUUUUCCAUGGGAUUAAUCGGUGCCGGAACUAAUAAUGCACGUCUAGCCCAACUUUUACGUCAGUUGGCAUCUUACUAUAUUAAUGAUCAGAACGGAUUGUUCAUUACAAGAAUAGCACAGGGUCUUGUUCACUUAGGUAAGGGAACAUUGACUUUAUCACCAUUCAGCACGGAUCGUCAAGCCAUGUCCAAGGUGAGUCUAGCCUCCUUACUCACUGUUUCUAUUGCAUUGUUAGAUCCUACUUCAUUCAUCUUGAAUGAUCAUUCUAGUUUUCUCUUCUAUUUAGUUCCAGCUAUGAACCCAAGAAUGCUGGUGACUGUUGAUUCUGACUUAAAGCCAUUAAAAGUCAAUGUUAGAGUUGGGCAGGCUGUUGAUGUCGUUGGACAGGCUGGUAGACCAAAGACCAUUACUGGUUGGGUUACUCAUUCCACACCUGUCCUUCUUGGAUACGGUGAGAGGGCAGAAUUAGAGAAUGAUGAAUAUUACGCUUUGGCAUCAUCCCUUGAGGGUGUUGUGAUACUUAAAAAGAAUCCGGAUUAUAUGGAGGUGGAUGCCUAA